UGCAGCAGUGGCACAAUGGCAGUUGGGGUGGUGUCAAGACUUUUCCUACUCUCUGCAAUGAGUUGGUACAGCUGUGGUAACCCAAUUAAAGGAGCAGUCAUACUGGUAGUUCUUUUCUGGUUUGGGACUGAGGCAGGUGGAAUCAUGGACACUGACCUGAUGUUGAGGGCUUUUCUUCUGUCUGCCAUGAUGUGUAGUGUCUAUAGCUUUCCAGCUAAAGGAUAUAAUGGCCAACCGCAGCCUGGUCAAGAUGGAAUGAAUCCUCUGUUUCAUCCAUAUCUUGACCGCUGGUUGCUGAAGCAUGGUUGGCCAUAUACUCCAAGCUCCACUGAUGAUCAGCAGUCCGGUCAACCUCCACCUCCGGCCCCGGGGCUGUAUACACAGUCCAGCCAAGAUGUGUCUCAGAUGACCCCCUCCGCUGAAGCCAAGGGCUCCAUGCCUCAAACUAGUUCUGGAUAUGGAGCUUUUGAUUCUAAUCAGCCACUUGAAGGCCAGUUUUAUUCCCCUGCACCUGUUAAAGGAGUUCCUCAAGCAAGCCCAAUGGAACAGUUUCCUGGUCCUGUUGACUCGUAUACAUCGUGGGUGUCUGAGCCUGAACAGCCCAGUCCUGAGAUUCUAGUUAUAGCAGGUCCACCACCUCCAUCUGAGCCCAUCUACAAAGCUGGGAAACUCAUUCAGAGGGUUGAUACUUAUGAACAUGGCAAUGAAGAAUCUGAGAUCCAUGAUUCUGGAGACCUGCUGUCUCGCCCUCCUUCUCUCUCAGCCGUCUCUGAGUACGGUGUCCCAGAGACCAGUAGUCAUGCGAGUCCACCCCAGGAGGAAUAUGAUGACCAGUUCUUUCAAAUGAUCAUCACUGGCCAACUUCCACCUGGUACAGUAACUCACUUCAGUUCCACCUACGAGCAUGGCAGCAAUGCCUGGACCGAGAUUGGCUUUGAGAGGAUUCCUCCCGCCCCUGUCAGCAAGGCUCCAGGUGGCUUGAGCAAAGUGCAGAAUGUUUCAAAGACCAACACUAAGGUUCCUCAAGGUUUUUCACAGCCCCCUCAGACACACAGGAAGUUUACUGCUGAAGCAGAAGCACCCUUAAAGCAAGCCUGGUGACGUGACCUCUUCUUUAACAGGGGUGACGACCGGAAGUAUCAGGGGCCACCUCAUGGAUCUCCAUAUUUUGCUAAUUGAAUUCAAUAAAAAAAUGUUAAAUUCCAAGUUCAACUUGUCUUUCUUUGA
This is a messenger RNA of Clupea harengus (Atlantic herring), 1227 nucleotides long. RefSeq lists its product as uncharacterized. Lineage: Eukaryota; Metazoa; Chordata; Actinopteri; Clupeiformes; Clupeidae. The record is from RefSeq and is a predicted model, not a curated record.